Messenger RNA from Dicrocoelium dendriticum, 1779 nucleotides. Lineage: Eukaryota; Metazoa; Platyhelminthes; Trematoda; Plagiorchiida; Dicrocoeliidae. The record is from the annotation of a GenBank genome assembly.
AGCGUGUCCAAUCGAUCACCACCGUGCGACGAACUUAGCGGCAUUAACUGUUUACAGGGUAUUUGAAUUCGGACAGUUCGCUCGAUGUUGACGCUAGCGCACGCAUAGUCAACAUGUUUCAUACGAUCGUCGGUUGCAUGCUUCUACUUGGGUUGGUUGAUAGUCUCGUUCCUAAACCGAAAGAACAAACAAUUGGGACUGGAUUGCUUAGCUUAAACGAUCAACUCACUUUGGAACACGAUCUGCCAAAGUGCUUUAUCUUACAGGAUGCUUUUCGGGAGUUUUUGAGGCGGUUGCGCUUGCGGCCCCUACCAACGAACCGGAGUGAUCCGGUUACAGGCAACGUUCAGGUUGUCAGAACCCGUCUUGCUUCCCAAUGUGACGAAUUGAAGGUGUUGCAGUGGCCUUCCCCUAAGAUGAAAGAGCAGUACACAAUCGUCGUGGAUCAGGACCAAAUUGAAAUCGAAGCGGAAGAGGUCUGGGGUGUAUUGCAUGCCCUACAAACCAUUGGUCAACUAGUGCGUAAAACACCUACUGGGAUGUAUGUCAUCAAAGCGCAGAGGGUAGUUGACAGACCACGCUUUAUACAUCGUGGCUUUUUGAUCGAUACCUCAAGACACUACCUACCAGUCGAAAUGAUUUUACAAUUUCUGGAGGCCAUGUCGAUGGUGAAAAUGAAUGUUCUACACUGGCAUAUUGUGGACACCGAAUCAUUUCCUUACAUGUCGUACACCUACCCGACAUUGUCUGCGAAAGGAGCAUUUGACCCCAAUGUAUUUGUGUACACAAACAGCGAUGUAAGGAGGAUCACUGAACACGCCAGACGAAAUGGAAUCAGGGUGGUUGCCGAGUUUGAUACACCAGGUCAUUCCGACUCUUGGGGCAGAGGCCACCCAGAAAUCAUGACACAGUGUUUCGACGGAGGAAAGCCAGACGGCAGCUAUGGCCCAAUCAACCCAACCACACCUCAUACAUAUGAGUUUCUGCUCAGUUUUCUCAAAGAAAUCGUGCAGGUGUUCCCUGACGAGCUGGUGCAUCUGGGUGGUGACGAAGUGGAUUUCAGCUGCUGGAAGUCUAACCCAGAAGUACGGAGAUUCAUGGAACAAAUGGGCUUCUCCGGCAACUACUCACUGCUGCAGUCCUACUACAUGGAACAGCUAAUUCGUCUACUUUCUCUGACAAGGCCAACAGAUAGCGCCACCACUCCAGUAGUCUGGCAGGAAGUGUUUGAUCACGGAUUUCGGAGUAACAACAAAACUAUCAUCCAUGUUUGGAAGAAGGAGAAUUGGACGAGUGAGAUGCAGAACAUUACCGAGGCCGGAUUCCGCGUUCUCUUUUCUAGCUGCUGGUACCUGAACAUUAUCUCCUACGGGGUGGACUGGGGCCCUUACUACGAAUGCGACCCAACUGAUUUCAAAGGUACAUCAGAACAGCACGCCCGCGUUUUGGGUGGUGAGGCGGCUAUGUGGGGAGAACACGUAGAUGAGACCAAUUUCUUCAGUCGGUCUUGGCCUCGUGGUGCCGUCGUAGCAGAGAGGUUAUGGUCGGUUGGAAACCUUUCGCGCUCUGAAUUCGAACCAAGACUUAAUGAAGUAAGAUGCCAAAUGCUUCGACUUGGUUGGAAUGCGGAACCCGUCAAUGGACCCGGAUUUUGCCCUGUUUGAUAAUCCCUUUCGGGUUUUUUUCAGCCCACAGCACUUUCGAACAUUGUAUCAUUGAUAUACUACUCAAGGCCUCAUUAUCCACACAUAACACUACAAUACAUAAAUAUUAAAUGAA